Molecule: messenger RNA, 735 nt
Organism: Cylindrotheca closterium
Lineage: Eukaryota; Bacillariophyta; Bacillariophyceae; Bacillariales; Bacillariaceae
Source: the annotation of a GenBank genome assembly
AUGUCGAAAAAGAGACCGGGCGUUGAGGCAUCCAAACGGCUUUCCGAGGUGUCGGAUUGUAAGGUAUGGGAGCAAGUCGAAUCACAGUUUGCUCCUCUUCUUUCUUUGGCGCUGAAGGAAGAAAUUCGAGAUUGCAACAAAGAGUACGACAACCUGAAAGCCAAGUUUUCAGCCGACUCUUCCAAGGAUUGUAUUUCCAAAGAAGAACUCAUGGCUAUUGUUAGAUGGAAGUUUUCGGUUGGCAAGAAACGUCCUGCCCUAAUGAAACAUUUAAAUUCCAAUACAGACAAGUUUGUCAAACAGUGCUCGGAAAAUGCGAUUGCUCAUGCUCGAAGCAUUGAGGCGAGUGAUGCUUGGAGUGACGACGACAUCAAGUGCUGCAUAAAUCAUCUCACAGAAUUGAGUGGUGUUGGACCUGCAACAGCAAGUGCCAUCGUUUCCAUGAUUCGACCAGAUGUCUUCCCCUACAUGUAUGACGAAUGCAUCGAUACGUUUCUUCCUCGGAGGACGUACACACUUCCUGUAUACCUGGAAGUGGCGAAAGCGUGCACCCAACUUGCCAACGAACUAAAUGGCUGGACUACUGCUCGGGUAGCUCGGGUUCUCUGGGUUGCUGCGAGAGUGUGUGCUUCCAACGAGGGCAUGAAGGAUUACACUCUGAACAAAUCGAAGACGCUGAAAGAAGAAACAAAUACUCCCGGCAGUCGAUCCAACAAACGACGCAGAAAGUCAUAG